Molossus molossus (Pallas's mastiff bat) is the source of this 5758-nucleotide messenger RNA. RefSeq names its product kinesin family member 14 (gene KIF14). Gene Ontology annotation, biological process: microtubule-based movement; regulation of protein localization. Lineage: Eukaryota; Metazoa; Chordata; Mammalia; Chiroptera; Molossidae. The record is from RefSeq and is a predicted model, not a curated record. The coding region runs from base 164 to 5758 and encodes 1864 amino acids. The transcript is spliced from 30 exons. Gene Ontology annotation, cellular component: kinesin complex; microtubule; adherens junction. Gene Ontology annotation, molecular function: microtubule motor activity; ATP binding; microtubule binding.
CAGCUGGGCAGCGGGCAGUGAGAGCCGUGGGCAGGCGUCCGAGCGUCUCCGCGGCGGGGGCGUGCGAGAUACUUGUGGAAACUGAUGGGCUCAAAGUUGAACGAACAUCCAAAGAAGAACAGGUUCUUCAACAACAUUCUUUUGAAAAUAACUUGCUGCCACGAUGUCAGUCUACACGGCACAUGGUAGAAACAGCAGGGAUGUCUCCGGUGCUUUUUCUUCCCCAAAGAGUCCAUCACUGAGCGACCUCAGCCACGACAGCAGCCUUAAGCUGCAUUUGAAGUCGGAUAUGUCAGAACGUGAAAACGAUGACCCCUUACUGAGAUCUGCGAGGAAAAUCAGAGACAUAAAUUGCACUUAUGUUAUUUCUGCUUGUAAAGCACCUGGAGAUACGCCCCUGACCCCUAACCCUACGGGUAGAUUGACCCUUCAGAGAAGAGUUACAAGGAACAAAGAGUCAUCGUUACUUGGUAGCAAGGUGGGAGAGUCACCUGAAAAAGUGACAGAAACACGUCUUACAUUACAACGUCGUGCUAGAACAGGCUCUGUGGACAAGCAGACAACCACUGGCACAGGCUCUGUGGAUAAGUGGCCAACGGCUAGAACAGGCUCUGUGGACAGGUGGACAACCACUGGCACAGGCUCUGUGGACAAGCAGACAACAGCUGGCACAGGCUCUGUGGACAAGCGGACAACAGCUGGCACAGACUCUGUGGACAGGUGGACAACAGCUGGCACAGGCUCUGUGGACAAGCGGACAACAGCUGGCACAGGCUCUGUGGACAAGCGGACAACCACUGGCACAGGCUCUGUGGACAAGCGGACAACCGCUGGCACAGGCUCUGUGGACAAGCGGACAACCGCUGGCACAGGCUCUGUGGACAGGUGGACAACCACUGGCACAGGCUCUUUGGACAAGCGGACAACCUCUGGCACAGGCUCUUUGGACAAGCGGACAACAGCUGGCACAGACUCUGUGGACAGGUGGACAACAGCUGGCACAGGCUCUGUGGACAAGCGGACAACAGCUGGCACAGGCUCUGUGGACAGGUGGACAACCACUGGCACAGGCUCUGUGGACAGGCGGACAACCGCUGGCACAGGCUCUGUGGACAAGCGGACAACCGCUGGCACAGGCUCUUUGGACAAGCGGACAACCGCUGGCACAGGCUCUUUGGACAAGCGGACAACCACUGGCACAGGCUCUUUGGACAAGCGGACAACCGCUGGCACAGGCUCUGUGGACAAGCGGACAACAGCUGGCACAGGCUCUGUGGACAAGCGGACAACAGCUGCAACAGGCUCAGUGGACAAGCAGACAGCGACGCAGAACAUGGGAGGGACAGCAGAAAGUGACUGUGCUUCACCGGCAGCGAGUACAAACGUGAAGACUGUCAGUAAUGGUGAAAACUCUCUUGUUGCAUCUGUGCCAUCAGCUGAAGACACAAAAGACGCUGAUGAAAAAUACAAAGAAACAUUUUCUGCCCUCAUGGGGGCAGAUGACAGUGUGGCACUUCAGUUCUUAAGUCAUAGCACGCCCGUGCGCCCCCAGGGUCAGACUGGAGCUGCUCGAUUGGGACAGUCGGUCACGAGACCCCUUCAGAGCACGCUGGACAUCAGGGUAUCCGGUGCAGGAAACCUACAUCAUCGAAGUCUUGGGAAGGAUAUUGCGAAAAAUACAAAUAAGUUGGAAAGCUUAGAGAAAGGGACACCCACAAAAUGUGCUGCAGAACACAAGUGGACCCCAUGGUGUGGCCCGCCUCAGUGCAAGAGCCUGGCUGCGUCCAUCCUGAAAACCAGGACGCCCAGCUUUCAAGUUCAACAAAAGCCCCAAAGUUCUCUUCUCGUAAACAAAAGGGAAAGGUCACAGGAACGCACACUCCCUCCCCAGGAGGAAGCUGCAGACCAGAGCGCAGGCGCAGAGAGAGACCCCGUCAGAGCAGAGAGCAGCCAGGUGACGGUGGCCGUGCGCGUGAGGCCGUUCAGCCAGAGAGAGAAGGAUGAGAACGCGACCCAAGCAGUCUUCCUGAACGGGGAAGAAAUAGCAGUGAGACAUCCUGACCUCAGACACGUGUACAGUUUUGUGUAUGACGUUUCGUUCUGGUCCUUUGACGAGAGUCACCCUCACUACGCCAGCCAGGCCACGGUGUAUGAGACCCUGGCGGCCCCUCUCGUCGCGCGGGCCUUGGAAGGCUACAAUACCUGCCUCUUUGCUUACGGGCAGACGGGCUCUGGGAAGUCAUACACGAUGAUGGGCUUUGGUGAAGAACCAGGAAUAAUUCCAAGAUUCUGCGAAGAUCUUUUUGCGCAAGUAGCCAAAAAACAAACCCAGGAGGUUAGAUAUCACCUUGAGAUGAGCUUCUUUGAAGUAUAUAAUGAAAAAAUCCAUGACCUUCUGGUUGGUAAAGGUGAACGUGGACAGGGAAAGCAACCGCUGAGGGUCCGGGAGCACCCCGUUUCGGGGCCCUACGUCGAGGCUCUGGCCGUGAACGCUGUCGGCUCUUACUCUGACGUCCAGGGCUGGCUGCAGCUGGGGAGCAAGCAGAGGGCCACCGCCGCCACCUGCAUGAAUGACCAGAGCUCCCGGUCCCACUCGGUGCUCACCCUGCUGAUGACCCGCACCCAGAGAGAGUCCGUGGCUGGCGAGGAGCACGGUCACAGGGUGACCAGCCGCAUCAACCUGGUGGACCUGGCGGGCAGUGAGCGCUGCGGCCCGGCCGGGAGCAGCGGCCAGCAGCUGCGGGAAGGCGUGAGCAUCAACAAGUCCUUGCUCACCCUGGGCAAGGUCAUAUCGGCGCUCGCGGAACUCGGCAGCCGAAGGAGAGUGUUCAUCCCGUAUCGCGAGUCGGUUCUCACGUGGCUGUUAAAAGAGAGCCUGGGCGGCAACUCGAAGACGGCCAUGAUUGCCACGGUGAGCCCGGCCGCCAGCAGCGCGGAGGAGACCCUGAGCACCCUCCGCUACGCCCGCCAGGCCCGCAGCAUCGUCAACGUGGCCCGGGUGAACGAGGACGCCAGCGCCCAGCUCAUCAGAGACUUGAAAGCAGAAAUCGAGAAGCUCAAAGCUGCUCAAAGGAGCCAUCAGAAUGUCGACCCCGAACGGUACCGGCUCUGUCGGCAGGAGAUCACAUCCUUACGGAUGAAGCUGCACCAGCAGGAGCGAGACAUGGCGGAAAUGCAGAGAGUGUGGAAAGAAAAAUUUGAACAAGCCGAAAAAAGAAAACAUCAUGAAAUAAAGGAGUUGCAGAAAGCUGGGAUUGCCUUCCAGAUGGACAACUGUCUGCCCAACCUCGUCAACCUGAGCGAAGACCCCCAGCUGUCGGAGACGCUGCUGUACGUGCUCAAGGAAGGGGCCACCACGGUCGGCAGAUGCGGCCCCUCCUGCAGCCCCGACAUCCGCUUGUCUGGGGUGCUGGUGGCCGACCACCACUGCACGAUCAGAAACGUCGAUGGGACCGUGAGCAUCAUCCCCGUGGGGGGAGCAAAGACAUACGUGAACGGAAGACACGUGCUGGAGCCCACAGUGUUGCACCACGGUGACCGUGUGGUUCUUGGUGGAGACCAUUAUUUUAGAUUCAACCAUCCAGCAGAAAUCCAGAAAGGGAGAAGACCGUCCGGGGGAGACACCCUCACGAGCGAGGGGCCCAGGGACUUUGAAUUUGCGAAGAGCGAGUUGCUGGUGGCUCAGAGAUCUCAGCUGGAAGCGGAGAUCCGAGAGGCACAGCUGAGGGCGAAGCAGGAGAUGCUGCAGAGCGUCCAGAUCGCGCAGGAAGUGGCCGAGCGCGAGCUGUCCUCGCAGAGAGCCGCCUACGAAGGCAGGAUAGAGGCCCUGGAGGCGGAGCUGAAAGAAGAGUCUCAGAGGAAGAAAGCUCAGGAGAUGAGCACCCAGAGAGCUUGCCGCAGAGUCGAGGAGCUGGAAGAGGCCAAGCGGCGCCUGGAGCAGGAAGUCCGCGGCGCCCGGAGGCGGCUGCAGGUGGAGAGCCUGGCGGCCCAGCAGGCUCUGGAAGACCACAGCAUCCGCCACACGAGGAUUCUGGAAGCUUUAGAAGCUGAGAAGCAAAAAAUCGCUCAAGAAGUCCAAACGCUGCAGCAAAGCCAGAGCCGUCGGGGGAAAGCUGCCCCCCUCCCCACGAGCUGGGGCUCCAUGAAGCUGUCCCUGAUGAUCCAGGAAGCCAACGCCGUGAGCGGCCGGUUUCAGAGACAGUAUGUUUUUGGCAGACACGAGACGUCAGACGGAGGAGGAGGCUCUGGCCCUCGGGUCCGGGUGCGCAACCUCCAGCUCGGCGUGUCCACCCUCUGGAGCCUGGAGAAGUUCGCGUCCAAGCUCGCGGCCCUGAAGGAGCUUUACGAGAGUAACUGCAGUAACAAGUGUGAGGACCUCUUCUGUGACCCCGAGGAUGAGUGGGAGCCUGACGUCACAGACACGCCCAUCUCGUCUCUUUCCAGGAGGAGGAGCAGGAGUCUGGUGAGGAGCCGAAGAAUUUCUGGCUAUUUGCACGACGUCCAAGCUCACACAGCUCGGAACCCACAUUCUUCGUGCUCGUCAGAGUCGUCUCUCCCUGGGAUUUGCAAAGACUUGAUCGGCUCGUCGUUAGCUGCUCUGGGACCGAGCCGGGAAGAGAAGACGAUGGCAGACAGCCUGAUGCGCAGUUUCCUGCAAGUCCACAGCGGGCUGCUGGCCGUCUCCCAGGCCCACGAGGAGCAGGACGAGGAAGAUCAGGACGACCUGUUCUCUUCUGACCGCGCAGCCCAGGCGCGGGCUGUGCAGAUGGCGUGUGCCUUCGGGCAGCUCACGGCGCUCGUCACGCACUGGCUGGGCGAUGCCCCCCCCAGCGCCCGCUCGGCACAGCUUGGGGACGAGCUGAGACAGGAGGUGAAGAAGCUGGGCAGCCACUUACAGGUGUUUCUGCAGGGGUGCUCCUCCGAGAUUCCGUCGAUGGUAAGUGACGCUCAAAAGAAAGUUGUCCAGGUCGUGCGACAAGCUGUGAUGUGUGUGGGACAGUUGGCGGUUCUGAACGGGACUAGACUUCAUCUUCUGGAAAGUGGCGACAUGGAUGCCGGCGUCCAGGAGGGGAUCAUGGCUGCCGUCUGGGACGGAGUGGGCUCGGGCCUGCGGAUGCUGCUUGAGUCCGGACUGGAGACGGCGCGGGCGCUUCGGCACGAGCUCUUGAGGCAGUGCCCCCAGGACCAGGUCGCCCAGCAGCUGAGCGCUAAGGCCGCGGCCUUGAUCGGGUGUCUGGAAAGCAUCUUUGCCGAAUGGAAAACAGAAAGUCCCGGGCCUCGGGGACAGCCCUCUGGGGGCGGAGAUCUGAAGAGCGCGGCCGACCGCGCCCCAGACAUCCUGGAGUUACAGCGCUGCUUAGAGCAAACUGUUCAGAUGGUCGUUUCCAUCCUGAGAGGACACCGCGGCGACGGAAGCCUCCUCAGGAGCUGUGUGGAGCGUGUCUGCAGCUUAGCCAGGGGCAUCCAGGUUGGCAGCGGGGUGCACGCGGCCUCUGCCGGCGGCUGUGACCAGAGCCCCGGGGACCUGGCAUCCAUCGCCAAGUCCCUCCUCCUCUGUUUCGAGUCUGAAGAUGGACCCGACUUGUUGAAACCCUGGGAGACGUACAAUCAAAGUAGCAGAGAAGGGCCCGGGCCGCCCGGAGCGAGCGGGACGGGCCCCCGCGGGAGCAGAGGCGUUCCCCAGCGCGUCUACCAGCUGCCUUCUCGGCCCCCGCGCGGCUCACAGGAGCGCACGCCCAGCAGGACCCGGUGGGUGUAG